AACCGGAUAAGUGCACAGAACAAAGCAACACGAUAUCCAAGAAAGCAGCAUCUCCCCCACUUUUCACAAUGCUCACGACACGACCAACAUCUCUCUGUGUCGGUUUCUUUCUUCUCUUCCUCUCUCUACCUCUCUCCACUCUCUCUCAACCCUCUAUGUCCUCAGACUCAGUCUACGACUCCUUCCUCAAAUGCCUCUCGGAGAAGACGAAAACGCCGCAAUCCCAAAUCGCCAAAAUCGUCUUCUCUCAAACCAAUCCUUCUUACACCUCCGUCCUCCGCGCUUACAUCCGCAAUGCCAGAUUCAACAAAUCCUCCACUCCCAAACCGACCAUCAUCGUCACUCCUCUCUCCGAGAGCCACGUCAGCGCCGCCGUCCUCUGCUCGAAGCCGUUGGAUUUCGUCUUCAAGAUCCGAAGCGGCGGCCACGACUACGACGGGCUCUCCUACAUCUCCGACAAACCCUUUUUCAUCCUCGACUUGUCGAACCUCCGCGACGUCUCCGUCGAUCUCGCCGAUCAAACGGCUUGGAUCUCCGCCGGAGCCACUCUCGGCGAGGUUUACUAUCGUAUCUGGGAGAAAAGCAAGACUCUCGGAUUCCCUGCCGGAGUUUGUCCGACGGUUGGUGUCGGAGGUCACUUGAGCGGCGCUGGGUACGGUAACAUGCUGAGGAAGUUCGGAUUGACUGCCGAUCACUUCAUCGACGCGAAGAUGGUUGAUGUAAACGGUGCCGUUUUGGACCGGAAAGCGAUGGGGGAAGAUCUUUUCUGGGCUAUCUCCGGCGGCGGAGGAGGAAGCUUCGGCGUCGUUUUGGGUUACAAGGUCAAGCUCGUGCCUGUGCCGGCGACCGUGACGGUGUUCCGGGUGGAGCAGUUAAUGGCUGCCGGAGCGGUGGACAUGGUUCACAAGUGGCAGUUCGUUGGUCCGAAAACCGACAAGAAUCUGUUCAUGAGGAUGCUGAUUCAGCCGGUGACGAGGAACAAGGUGAAGACGAUUAGAGCCACUGUGGUGGCUCUGUACUUGGGAAAAGCAGACGACGUCGUUUCGCUACUGGCUAAGGAGCUUCCUGAGCUGGCUUUAAAGAAGGAAAACUGUACGGAGAUGACUUGGUUCCAGUCUGCUCUAUGGUGGGACAAUCGCGUCAACGCCACUCAGACCGAUCCUAAAGUGUUUCUCGAUCGGAAUCUCGACUCCUCCAGCCCCGGGAAGAGGAAGUCGGACUACGUGGCGACAGAGAUUCCGAGAAGCGGGAUCGUGUCUCUGUUCAAUAAGAUGAUUGAGUUAGGGAAGAUAGGGCUCGUUUUCAACCCCUACGGUGGAAGAAUGGCGGAGAUAGCUGAGGACGCGACACCGUUCCCGCAUAGAAACAUGCUUUUCAAGAUUCAGUACUCUGUGAACUGGAAAGAAUCGUCUCCGGAGUUGGAGAAGGGUUACUUGAACCAAGCCAAAGUGCUUCACAGUUUCAUGACGGGUUUUGUGAGCAAGAACCCUAGAGGUGCUUACUUGAACUACCGUGAUGUCGAUAUUGGGGUGAAUGAUCAUGGGGAGAAUAGUUACAAGGAAGGAGAGGUGUAUGGAAGGAUGUAUUUUGGUAAAAACUUUGAUCGGUUAGUGAAGAUUAAAACAGCAGUGGAUCCGGGGAAUUUCUUCAGGAAUGAACAGAGUAUACCUACCUUGCCAAUUGCGAAGAGAACGGGGGUGACUGAGCGGGGGACGGCGAAACGGUGGUCAGGGGCCGGAGGAGCCACAAUAGUUGCAUCUGUGCUUUUACAUGUCUUCUAGAUAUUCUUGUUGUUGUUGACAUGAAUCAUUCAUUGACUAAUGGAGAAUACGGACAAUUUAUUCCCCAAGUAUUUGAAAUCGGCAAUUUUAAUGCUUAAGUA
Messenger RNA from Brassica oleracea var. oleracea, 1882 nucleotides. Its product is annotated as reticuline oxidase-like protein. Gene Ontology annotation, molecular function: FAD binding; oxidoreductase activity. Bases 69 to 1781 code for a protein of 570 amino acids. The transcript is spliced from 2 exons. The record is from RefSeq and is a predicted model, not a curated record. Lineage: Eukaryota; Viridiplantae; Streptophyta; Magnoliopsida; Brassicales; Brassicaceae.